AAGCGGUCAAAUCUCACACGUGCGUUUUGUUAUUGUUGAAGCUGAGUUCUGUUCUUCAGGAUCAACUUAUCAUCAUAAGAAACUCACUCCAGGCUCCAAAACCCACAAAGUGCAAAAACCACCCAGACUCGUCUGAAUAACAACUGAUCCAACUUCAACAAGAACAGAAGCUCCAUCUUCUCUCUGACACUGAAGCUGCCAUAGAGAUGGAAGAGCAUUGGAAGGUGAAGUUCAGGAAUGUUGCUCAGACAUAUUUCCCUCAAACCCGAGUGGAAUGUCGAUAUACACUGAGCAGUGAACACAGCUGGACCUGUCGUGACUGGAUCGGACUCUUCAAAGCCGACUGGACAUCAGUGAGAGAUUAUCACACAUAUGUUUGGGCUCUUGCUCCUGAUGAUUACACACUGGGCAAAGAAGUCAACUGCAGCAUCCUCUUCCACCCGUCUUACCUGCCGAACCCCAGCACUACACCCUACCAGUUUGUGUAUGUGAAUGAAUCGGGGGAGAUCUGUGCAGUGAGUUCUCAGUUCACUUUCAACGCUCCAAAACCUCUGGAUGAAUUGGUGACUAUGGAGGAGGAGAGAAACGGAGAGGAAGAAAACGAGGGAGAAGAAUUGCUGCUCGUAGUGCCGAGAGCUCAGAUACUCCAGACUCAUCUGGAAGCCUGUCAGGAAGAACUGCUGCUGUUACAGAAGCAGCUCAGAGCAUCCAGCAUGGAACUGGAGAAACACCGAGAAAGAAAUGAAACGGAGAGUAAGGAAUUCGAAGCAGAAAGAGCAGAGAUGAGGAACGAAAUCAAUGAGCUGAGAGAGCGACUGAGGUGCAGCCUGGAGAUGAUCGAAAGAAUGGAUGAGAAACAGAAGGAUGUGUUAAAGUCUCAUGACAACAUUUCAGUGGAGAUUAGCAGCCUGUUAACAGAAAGGGCUGAAAAUCAACAACGAAUCAAAGACCUGAAGGAGGACAUGAGCAGCGUAGUGCAGCAGAAACAAGACGCAGAAGCCGAGUUGGAGAGGAUGAAGGAGAGAGUUAAAAAGCUGAUGAUGCAGAGAAAGGAUGAAGAGGACGAGAGGAGGAACUUACAGUUGGAGAGGAAACAUUAUCGUGAGGAGUUGCGAGUUCUUCAGGAGCGUCUGGAGACCAGCGAAUGCAGUGCUGAGGUGUUACGACGAGAUCUGAGCGAACUCGGAGCGCUGCAGAGCCAGAACCAGGCCGAGCUUCACCAGAUCCGCCUGCAGGCGGCUCAAAUCACGGUGCAGCUCUCACAGGCCAACCUGAACCUCCGAGAAGGACAAGCGGCCUGGGCCAAAGAGCGGGAGAACCUCCGGAGGAACGCAGAGCUGGAUAAGGAACGAGUCCAGAAACUGAGUCAUGAGCUGCAGAAGAAGGAAGAAUGGCUUGAGGAAGAACGGACAGAGCGAGAGAAACUGGAGCUGGAGCUAGGAAACGAGAAAGCGUGCAACCGAGAGCUCCGUGCCAGUGUGAGAGCCAUGCAGAAGGAGCGAGAGCAGCUACAGCUGGAGAAACAGGAGCUUCAGGAUCAUAUCCGAGUUUUCCGGCUGCGUUUGGAGAACGAUUGGGAAGCGACCUGGACUAGAGCCGCUUGUGACGGCAGGCCUGAGGUGAUCAGUGGCAUCAAAUCAGCAGAUCUGCAGCGAUCCGCUUCUAACAAACCGGAAGAAGCUAAAGUGGUAAAUCUGUUGCCGAGUGAAGAGGCGGAGCCUGAGGUGGAGGAGGAGGCGGGGUCUGAUGAAGAGGAGGUGGAGCCUGUGGAGGACAAGACAAGGGAGCAGGAGGUGGAAAUGAAGAGUGAAGCACAGACUCAGUCUGAGAUCAAAGCAAACAUUCUGAGUGAGUUUGCUGAUGAUGCCCCCUUGUGGUGAAACGUGGCAAUGACGCAGACAGAAACACAGGAAAACCUGAUGCCUUCAGUUUAAUAUCAGCAACACAUCAUGUGCUCGAGUGUAAUGUUUCAAAAACAGAAUUGUGCAAGCUUACUUUUGUGUGAGUGUGUGUUUAUUUUCUGAUUGUGAGUGUGUUUAUUUUCUGAUUUUGUGUGUAUUUAUUUUCUGAUUGUGAGUGUGUUUUUUUUCUGAUUUUGUGUAUGUGUGUGUAUUUAUUGUCUGAAUGUGUGUGUAAUUAUUUUCUGAUUGUGUGUGCAUGUGUGUGUAUUUAUUGUCUGUGUGUGUGUGUGUGUGUGUGUGAGAGAGAGCUUUUCACUUGCUGAGUAAAGUUUUUGAAUUUAUUCUGACAUUAUAAAUACAAUCACACCCAAAUUUCACUGCACAUUUGGAUGUGAUCAUUAAUCCGACUGCUGUAGCGCAGGAUAACCUGCUAACUAGUUAAUGAGAAUAGAGUCAGAUUCUAAUGAGUCAGGUUUAACCAUCAGGUGAUUUGGAUCGAUGCCUUGAUUUAAAAGUCGAUGACUGAAAGGACUGAAGGCAACAAUCAGAGAUCAAUAAUUCAUCUGGUUUAACUGGUGUGCUAGCAAGCUGAUUUGUCCAUUAAACCAGAGGCGUCAUCGUUCACGAAUCAGAUUCAGAUCACAGCUGAUCACAUGGGGCCAGUUGUUCAACAAAUUUAAUCUGGAUCCAAAUGAUCCGGAUUUGGAAAUCCCAUUUUUUUCUAUUCAGGAUCAGGUAAUCUGUCUUACUUUUACGCCAUUUUUUCAAAGCAACAUUGGGAUUGGAUCACCCUGAUCCAGAUACACCGUUUUCCCCUCAUCUGAGUCAUAAAAAAAAUAAAUAUGCAUUAACAAAUACAUUGUGGAUAUUUUGAAAACACCUUAACAAAAAAUAAAAUGGCAAAAUGUCCAAUAGUUAACAAAAUAAAGAAUGUUCAGGGUUGUAUAAAAAGUAUAAACACUAUAUAUGUGUAUAUUUGAACCAUAUAUAUAUAUGCAAAUGUAUUAUUUGACACAUUUUAACGUUUUACUACAUUUUCCUCCUGGAAUCCACCUUGAAAUGCUCCCCCUUUUGGGAUCGGGAUAAUCCUGUUUUUUUUGGAUCAAAGUUAUCCAAAUCCUACUGACAAGUUUUGAACAACACAAACUGAAUGUUUGAUCCAGAUUAAAACUAGGAUUGGAUUUCGUAAUCUAAUCGGAUUUCAGAUUCCUUCUUUCCCUUUUGAACAACCCAUUUUCGAGAUUUGAUUUGAUCCGAUAACCAAAAUCCGAUCAGUUCACCUUUGAACAACUGGCCCAUGACGAUCGACGGAUACUGAAUCUUUUCCUAUCAGAUUCAGAACUAUCGUAAAAAUACCGAAUGUUGUCUUAUGAGCUGAAAUCAUGUAGAUGGUGCGGUUUGGUGCGGUUUGGUGCUGAUAAUGACCUGAACACAGUAAUGAGGAUUAAAUUUUAUUCUUUUUUAAUUUAUUUAUUGACGUUAGGAUCACAGGGUUAUUUUUACAGUGAGUUUUAAAUAAAGUAUUUUAACAAUUCUGAAUUUUGACAUCUUUGUUAC
Messenger RNA from Tachysurus fulvidraco (yellow catfish), 3458 nucleotides. It is a transcript of the gene calcoco1b, whose product is annotated as calcium binding and coiled-coil domain 1b. NCBI's taxonomy places the organism in Eukaryota, Metazoa, Chordata, Actinopteri, Siluriformes, Bagridae. The record is from RefSeq and is a predicted model, not a curated record. The coding region runs from base 207 to 1880 and encodes 557 amino acids. The transcript is spliced from 14 exons.